Messenger RNA from Neurospora tetraspora, 2150 nucleotides. RefSeq lists its product as uncharacterized. The transcript is spliced from 2 exons. Bases 336 to 1898 code for a protein of 520 amino acids. The record is from RefSeq and is a predicted model, not a curated record. NCBI's taxonomy places the organism in Eukaryota, Fungi, Ascomycota, Sordariomycetes, Sordariales, Sordariaceae.
AGCAACACCGAGGCGGGAAGACGGAGGAUCUAACAAAGUCACCUCACCAUUACUGCGCCAACACUUUGGACGACGACUCGAGUCGGUAGCUCGCCUCAAACACACGGCAACAACACGCUCGUUUUAGGUUUUGGCGAUUCGCAGGGAACGCACCACACCACCACGGCACAACCAAUACCACCACCACCACAACGUCACACCCCGCGCCGCCCCGUCCAACCUCAACAGAAGCACAAGCUGUCUGUACCUGUCACAGCGAUUUUGCAUUCAAAAGUCGUGGUUGCGCCCCGCGUUUUGAACUCGGGAGCCAAGGAACUGCAUCAAGCAACACCGGAAUGAUGGCAGACAGCUACAUUCCCAACGACAAUGGCCUGGGAGAGAUGCCCACCUCCCAGGUCCAUCCGAACGAAGCCCUUCAAGCAUGGGAUACCCCAAAUAUUGUCACGAGUCCAUGGACACAACCCGGCAUGAGCGUUCCCAUGCCCGUGGUAACAGAAGGAGUUCCCUUCAACGCCUGGGAAAACCAGCAGACACCAACAGGUACCCCGCGAUGGGGCGGCCAUGAUCCAAAUGCCUCCAUGUUCGCCGCCGACUGGAGUGUUGCUUCAGUGACGCCUUCUCACGAACAAUAUCCCCAUGGUGGCGACUAUUUUGGCGCAGCAGCAAUGACACACUCCAUGUCGCCCGAGGAUUCCAUGUCCUACCCAAAUGUUUCGGCGGGUUGGGAGACGGGUAGCCAGCCGGCGCUUUCUCCAUAUACCGAAUUUCCCGACUUUGCGACCUUAAGGAGGAGCGAAUCUGCCGAGGUCAAGAUCGAACCCAACAACCAGCGCCUAGUACCGCUCAUGCAAAAAUCCAGUGUCAAUGAACCAGCAUCUCCAGGGGGUCAGGCUCGGAGAGCGGGGAAACAAAACCUGAUGCCGACAGGGCCUCUUCACAGGAAGGUCAAAUCAACCAGCAAGAUCGGGAAACCGGACGUCAAGCCAAAGCUCGCGGCCGCAAGUGCGUUGAACACGGCAGUUCUCCAAUCGCAGAUGAAGCGGAAACACCCUGGCCCUAUCCCCAACUUCCCAGGCCGACCAAACAUUAUGCAGACUAUGCAGACCCAUACUCCAGGAGUUAGCGGCCCUAUGGCUUGGACGGCAGAUUACCAGGUCCAUCCACGCAACGCCUACUCGACACCAACGACACCUAUUGGUGGACCCGGCGCUCAACCGAUUACACCGAUGGGAAUGCCCAUGGGGAUGGGCAACGGUAUGAACAAUGGCAUGAACAAUGGUAUGGUCAACGGCAUGAGCAACGUCAUGGGUAACGGAAUGCCCAACAACGGCAUGGGAAUGGGCAUGAACAUGGGCAUGCCAGUAACCAACAUACACGGCGGCAUGUCCAUGCCCAUGGGCACAGCUGGCAUGGUGAUGACCUCAGGCAUGACCUCCCCAGCACCUCUCCCAAUACCAUCACCAUACAUGCAGCAACCACCACAACAACCCAUGGUCGGCGGUCCCGGAGUAGGAAUGGGAAUGGGAGUACCAGGAGGUCCCGGCCAGCAUCGACCCAGCAACACCAUGGCCACGAUAGCCAUGAGCCAAGACCCGCGCGCAGCCGCCGAGCAGAUCCGGAAGGACGCCUGGCAGGUGUGCGAGCGCGAGCGCGUCGAGAUGCUGCAGCGCCGGCUGAUGCUGACGGAACACGAGCGCGGCAUGCUCGAUCAGGAGACCAACAUGUUGCAGCUCAACUUGGGCAAGAUGCGUCAGGUCGUGGCGAGACAUCAUCAGGAACUGGAAGAGGCGGUCGAGCGGGCGAGGAAGUUGAAUGAAGGAUCCUCCUCUUCCUCUCAGGGCGGCCAGCAGGAUGAGGACGAGGAGGAGGUCGCGGGGUUGCCACAGACCCAGGGGUAGGGACAGGAGUAACUGAAGACAGUUGAGGAGUAGAAAUGCGGACUGGUCUCCUGUUGCGGUGACUGCUCGCUUUUUUUGCUGCUUGUCUUGUCUUCUCGGCUUCGAUUCACUGACGCUCGACUGACCACUGUUUAUGACCCGUGUACGUUAAUUGUAAUGAUAAUGACGGAUACAAGGGAUUGGGUAGGAUGGGAUUUGAAUGGCAAGGAAGCUUCAUUUGGAUGUCUUCUGCCUGGGCUGGAUUUUAAAGGC